UAUAUCUCAUGCUCUACUCAUCCUCGAGGAGUAUGGAAUUCCGUAAUUAUUAAGAGAAAUCGGAACAAUUUCUCGGCGAUGGCAUGUCAAGUUCUCCGUGCUUGUAGUGUUAUGUUACAUCCACUAAAACAUGUACAAGUUUCAAAGACCGGUCUAACAAAAUGCAGCGAGAUCUUGACCAGAGACAGAUUUUUACAGCCACAUAACCUGGUCUUCUUGUGCCAUCGGAAUACAUCUUUUUUUAAUAAAAUUUCAGCCGAUCAGUUAUGGAAAGGUGUAACUAGUGUAAGUAACGCUGGAAAGAAACGUGGUAGAGGAAGAGGGAGAAAACCUAUACGCAACCUGAACAGAGGUCAAGUUAUCGGUGUUGGGAAAGUUAACAUGGUAUGGCCCGGUCUUACAACUUCGGUGGUGAGAGGGCGGGAAUUAGUGGUUCAACAUAAACUACCUGAAAAUCCAGAAAGGGAUCAAAAGCUUAAUUCAUUAAGAGAUUCAUUAAGUGUUCGUAAAGUUCAAAAGCUGUCACCUUUAGAACGCGGUUGGUCCGGUUACCACUUAGGAGGAAGAAGUAUCGGACCUCCCGAACCUGUUGGAGAAGAUAAGUUUGAAGGUUUUGACACCAGAAUUUUGGAGUUCAAAGUAGUAUGCAAUAUGUCAGGUAUUUUUGGUCGUAGAAGAAGAACCAGUGCAUUCGUAGUUACCGGAAAUUCUAACGGAGUCGUGGGACUUUCCUUGGCAAAAUCGCCCGAUCCAAAAGGAGCUCUUAGGACAUCUAAAGCUCGAGCUGCUCAGAGAUUAAUGUACAUUAAUUUGUAUAAUAAUCAUACAGUGAUGCAUGAUUUUUAUGCUCAGUUUGGAAAGACAAAGGUAUAUGUGGCAAAAAAACCGCAGGGUUAUGGAUUAGUUUGCCACAGAGCAAUAAAAUCUUGUUGCGACGUGAUCGGUAUCAAGGAUCUAUACGCCAAGGUGGAAGGAAACAGGAACCUUCAACAUCUGGUGAAGGCUUUCUUUAUUGGACUACUACAGCAGAAAUCAUAUAACCAGUUAGCCGAGGAAAAGAAACUACAUUUGGUCGAGAUAAGGAAAGAGAAUUGUUACUAUCCAAAUGUUCUUGCUUCCCCAAAGGAAGUCCGAGAGCUAAAGGACGUGAAGGUCGAUGAGGUCAGAGAUUUUCGACAGUACGUGAUGGAUGGGAAGAUCAGAUUGCAAAAGAAGAAGCUUCCACCAUUCUAUACAUCGCAGAAUUCUUGGUUAAUAUAUAAGAAGAAACAAGAGUAUUUGAGGAAUCAGCACCAAGUGAAAAUUCGAUUAUUAGCAGAACACGGAGAAUUGCGCAGCUUUUUAACGGAUCAGUAUCCGGAAGCAAAGUCUGCACCGUACGACCGUCCUCAAAAGAAGGAAUUGUAAAUGUUUCAUUUAUAUUCAAUAAAGAUAGGUAAAUAUCGAACGUAAA
Orussus abietinus is the source of this 1453-nucleotide messenger RNA. RefSeq names its product 28S ribosomal protein S5, mitochondrial (gene mRpS5). Gene Ontology annotation, biological process: translation. Gene Ontology annotation, molecular function: RNA binding; structural constituent of ribosome. Gene Ontology annotation, cellular component: ribosome. Lineage: Eukaryota; Metazoa; Arthropoda; Insecta; Hymenoptera; Orussidae. The transcript has 6 exons. The record is from RefSeq and is a predicted model, not a curated record. The coding region runs from base 79 to 1407 and encodes 442 amino acids.